AUGGUGCAGCACAAGGAGUUCUCCAAGGCCCAGCAGGUGGGGCUUCACAUCUGGAGGAUUGAGAACAUGGAGCUGGUGGCCGUGCCGGACAGUCUGCAUGGAAGCUUCUACACGGGAGAUGCCUAUGUGAUCCUCAACACGGCCAAACAGAGGGACACAUACUUCUACCAACUGCACUUCUGGCUGGGAAAGGAGUGCAGUCAGGACGAGAGCACGGCGGCGACCAUCUUCACCGUGCAGCUGGACGACCACCUGGGAGGGAAGCCUGCCCUGUACAGAGAGCUGCAGGGCGUGGAGUCCACCGCCUUCACCAGCUACUUCAAAGGAGGCAUCACCUACAAAGUAACAGCCUCUUGA
This is a messenger RNA of Knipowitschia caucasica, 357 nucleotides long. The record is from the annotation of a GenBank genome assembly. Lineage: Eukaryota; Metazoa; Chordata; Actinopteri; Gobiiformes; Gobiidae.